AUUUAAGUGCGAAGUGAGAGAAGAGUAUCUCAGCCAAAGGACCAAUGUCCAUGUCUCUCACUUCGCUUGCCACAUUGUCUUAAACAGCCACCAAACCCACCACAUGUGUUGCUUGGAUUUUCCAUCAGUUACCCACGCAUAGCUUCUCUAUUUCAACAAGCUCUUUCUUUUCUUGCAUGCUUCAAACAGUUGCACAGACCUACGCAUAGAGACAGCUAUUGACACACUGUAACUAACAGUCUUCUUUGCAUGCUAAGAGCCACUACUUCUUUCAUCAUUCUUUCAUGAUCUUCCUGUGCUUGCGGUAGGUUUCUGGGUUUUGGUUCGAUUGGGUUGUUUCCGCUGAUGGGUCCUGUAAGAGGUUCCAGAAAGAGGAAAAAGACGGAGAAGAAGCAUGAUGAAAAUGCUUCUGCUUCUGGGUCCCCUGAAGAGGGGCCUCUAGAUUGGUGGGAUGAGUUCUCAAGGAGACUUAAUGGUCUUCAAUCUCCAUCGAAGGGUUUAGAUAGGUUUGAAUCUGUUUUCAAGAUAUCCAGAAAAACCUUUGACUACAUAUGUUCACUUGUGAAGGAAGAUAUGAUGGCUAAGUCUGCACAUUUUGUGUUUGCAAAUGGCAAGCCAAUGUCGCUAUGUGAUUCAGUAGCUGUAGCUUUAAGAAGGCUGAGCUCUGGUGAGUCACUAGUGACAGUUGGUGAUUCAUUUGGGCUUAACCAUUCUACUGUCUCCCAAGUGACCUGGCGGUUUGUGGAAGCCAUGGAAGGAAGGGGGCUUCAUCACCUGAAAUGGCCUUCCACUGAAACAGAAAUGGCAGAAAUAAAAUCUAAAUUUGAGAAAAUACGAGGCCUCCCUAAUUGCUGUGGUGUGAUUGACACAACCCACAUCAUGAUGUGUUUGCCUCAAUCGGACCCCACAAGUAAUGUAUGGCUUGAUCAUGAGAAGAAUCACAGCAUGGUGCUGCAGGCAAUUGUGGACCCAGACAUGAGGUUUCGGGACAUAGUCACCGGAUGGCCGGGAAAAAUGAAGGAUUGGUUGGUGCUUCAGAGUUCAAACGUGUACAAACUCUGUGAUAAAGGAGAGAGAUUGAAUGGGAAAAAUUUAAAGCUCUCUGAAGGAUCAGAAAUAAGGGAAUACAUAAUUGGGGAUUCAGGCUAUCCUUUAUUGCCCUAUCUUGUCAUCCCCUAUGAAGGAAAAGAACUCCCGGAGUCGAGGGAAGAAUUCAAUAGGCGGCAUCAUGCCACUCAAAUGGUGGCACAGAAGGCGUUGGCGAGGUUGAAAGAGAUGUGGAGAAUCAUUCAAGGAGUGAUGUGGAGGCCCGACAAACAUAGGUUGCCGCGGAUUAUUCUCGUUUGCUGCCUGCUUCAUAACAUUGUUAUUGACAUGGAAGGUGAGGCACAGGAUGAAGUACCUUUGUCUCAUGACCAUGACUUGGGUUACCACCAACAGAUUUGUGGAACCGUCGACAUAAAGGGUGUACAUCUGAGAGAUAAGCUGUCUCUGUACUUGUCUGGAAGGGUAAGACUCAAGAAGAAACAAGAUGACAGGCUGAGACAAGCAGGUGAGGGAUGUGUACUGGGGAGGCCAAGGCCCUCAGCUUCUGAUCAUUCCCUUUCCAGAAGCUACUUGCACCUCUGCAUUCAGAAGGCAGUGAGCAAUCUUCAAAUUAUGAAUGAUUAAGAGCUGAUAAUUCAUCGAAAAUACAAAAGGCUUACAUAAUUUAGAUUUGUAAAGAGAAUAUCAACUAAGAAAAGAAUUUCAUGUAAAUUUGAUUAAGCACAGAAUUUGUCAAUA
This is a messenger RNA of Alnus glutinosa, 1785 nucleotides long. RefSeq names its product protein ALP1-like. The record is from RefSeq and is a predicted model, not a curated record. The transcript has 5 exons. NCBI's taxonomy places the organism in Eukaryota, Viridiplantae, Streptophyta, Magnoliopsida, Fagales, Betulaceae. The coding region runs from base 346 to 1671 and encodes 441 amino acids.